AUGUCGCUCUGGCCGCGGGUGUUGCUGUUCUUAUUUUGUUUUCAAUAUUCAGUCGGUCAGUGGUAUGACGAGGAUUCGCUUUGUGACAGAGUGGACAUGUCGGAAGAAGACAGGCCUUGUGAAUGUAUCGAAAACGAACGGGACUAUUUUUAUGGGCACUUCUACUGCAGAAAUCGUAACCUGACUCGCUUGACCAUUUCCGAAUUGCCAAAAAAUCGCUGCCGAGGCACACACGCAGCAUCGUUGCAAGGUAAUUGGUUCUCCGACUACCCCCUGUUGGUCAGGGAUCCAAGAUUUGUGAGAAUCAAUUUAGUGGACAACAAUCUCAUAUCGCUGCCGAAACCAUUCCAAGUAAGUAAGAGGUUAAAAUAUUUGAAUCUGUCUGGAAAUAAAAUAUCGAAUACAAGGGACGAGUUGAGAACAAUGACGCAGUUAAAAAUUCUUCAUGUCAGUUGGAACAGAUUGACGACUAUCGGAUUCUUGCCAAAUCCUUGCUAUCUUCAGAUUCUUGACGUGUCUGGCAAUGCUCUUAGAUCGAUCGAGACUUCAUCCCUGAAACCAUGCACACUUCUGGAAUACCUUCAGUUAUCGAAUAACUUAAUAUCGUAUAUUCAUAAAGACGCGUUUGACCCAUUCAAAAAACUCGUCUGUCUAUUCCUGAGCAGCAAUCCUCUCACAACUUUGGCCGACAAUUUAUUCUUGGGACUGAAACGCCUACAUGUUCUCCAUCUGAAUGACGCAAACCUAACAAAUAUAUCUAAUUACACAUUCAACGGACUAGUGGGUCUCGAUGAACUGAAUUUAUCCAACAACAACCUAAUCACGUUACCAGAGACCAUCUUCAGCAAGACUGGCAACAUCACGCACAUCAAACUCAACGACAACCAGCUGACCUACCUGCCCGCACGCAUCUUCUCAAGAAUGCGGCGUCUGCAUAGCGUGGAUCUGGUGAGGAACAACUUCACUUACGUGCCGGCAACCAUGUUCCUUCAGCACCCCAGCACCACGCUGUCGGCCUACAUGGAAGAGAACCCCAUCCAAGCCCAGAACCUCCGCUGGGUGCUGCGCGCUUCCAUCGUGCGCACGGAGAUCAACCCGUACGCGUGCAGCUGUGGCGCUCUCCGCCUCGGGGUGGCUCGUAUCGAUUUCUGCGUUGACUUGCAAUGCGGCGAAGGCGAGCCCUACUUGCACUGGCUGGACGCUGUGAUAAAAAUCGAUGAAUCGUCGAUCGCCGUAGAAGCCAGCCCGGUGGCUUCCUCUGACUCGGUUGUGAACAAAGACAUGGACUGGGUACCCGCCCUCUCACCCAGGCGGGAAUUUUCUGGUUACUGA
Messenger RNA from Gryllus bimaculatus (two-spotted cricket), 1332 nucleotides. The record is from the annotation of a GenBank genome assembly. NCBI's taxonomy places the organism in Eukaryota, Metazoa, Arthropoda, Insecta, Orthoptera, Gryllidae.